Molecule: messenger RNA, 942 nt
Organism: Nilaparvata lugens (brown planthopper)
Lineage: Eukaryota; Metazoa; Arthropoda; Insecta; Hemiptera; Delphacidae
Product: craniofacial development protein 2-like
Exons: 1
Coding region: 1-942 (313 amino acids)
Biological process (GO): chromatin remodeling
Cellular component (GO): nucleus
Molecular function (GO): catalytic activity
Source: RefSeq, a predicted model, not a curated record
AUGGAAGUAUUAGGACUUAGUGAGGUGAGAUGGUUUGAUUUCGGAGAGCUGAAAACAAGUGAUGGUCUGACCCUUUUGUAUUCUGGCUGGCCAGAGGAAGAUGGCGCGGUCCAUAGAGAUGGGGUAGGAAUUCUUCUCACUACAAAAGCAAGGCAGAGUCUCAUGGAUUGGAAGCCUGUCUCUGAAAGAAUUAUAACUGCACGAUUCAAUAGCAAAAUCCGCAACAUCUCUGUUAUCCAAUGCUAUGCCCCAACAGAGGUAUCAGAGAUCGAGAAAAAAGAUGAAUUUUAUGCUCUGCUAGCUGAGACUGUUAAGAAAUCGCCUAAAAGAGAUCUUAUUAUUAUAAUGGGUGACUUCAAUGCUAAGGUUGGUCCAAUCAAUGAAGGUGUGGAGCACGUCAUGGGAACCCAUGGUGAAGGUCAAGUUAAUGAUAAUGGUGAAAGAUUCAUUAACUUCUGUGAUGAAUAUGAACUGGUCAUUGGAGGUACAAUUUUCCCUCAUAAGAGAUGCCAUAAGGUUUCAUGGGUCUCCCCUGAUAAUGCAACAGAGAACCAAAUAGAUCACAUAGCAAUUAGCAGAAAAUUCAGAGGAUGCCUUACAAACGUCCGAAACAAGCGAGGGGCAGAUGUAGGAAGUGACCACCAUCUGAUUAUGGCAGAAUUUCGCAUGAAAAUCAUGACAUGUGCUCAGAAAUUUGCUAAAAGAGGGAGAAAGUUUGACCUUGGGAAGCUUCAAGAGAACAGUAUCAGAGGUGAUUUUCGACUACAACUUCAAAACCGCUUUGAGGCCCUACAGAUGACACCCAAUGUAGAUAUAGCAUGGGGAGAGAUACAAGAAAUCUUCACUAAGACAAGUGAAGAAGUUCUUGGUAUAAGGACCCCCAAAAAAAGGAGUGGAUGUCAGAGGAUACUUGGAAGGAAAUUGCAAGACGGAAAGAGUUGA